AAUUUGCGAGCAUAUGCUCAAAGUAUGGUUACUAGAAAACAAAAUCGAAUUAAUACACUAUCACAAGAAAAAAUUAUCCUCCAGCUAAUAGUUCGAUGUAAAGAUGGUCAAAUUACUGAGUAUAGGAGAACAGCACAUAGAUAG
This is a messenger RNA of Funneliformis geosporum, 144 nucleotides long. The record is from the annotation of a GenBank genome assembly. Lineage: Eukaryota; Fungi; Glomeromycota; Glomeromycetes; Glomerales; Glomeraceae.